Messenger RNA from Seminavis robusta, 441 nucleotides. Lineage: Eukaryota; Bacillariophyta; Bacillariophyceae; Naviculales; Naviculaceae. The record is from the annotation of a GenBank genome assembly.
AUGGACGGAGACGGGCCAACGUUUGUGAGCACACUUACUUGUCAAAGUUUACGUCGUGGAAAAGCGAACGUGUCGUGCGGUUCUGGGACAGUCGGGGAAACCAUCAUGAAGAAUCUUCAAACACGGCAGUGUCAAGGUCAAGCAAAGCUCGAAGGCCACUCUCGAACGAUCAUCUUCUCGCAAUCACAAAAUCCCCUCAAAAAGCGAAUCAAAGCAGACGCAACAGCAGCAACAGAAAAUGCCGCUACCCACCACCACACAAAGCACCAAGAGGCCCCUGAAGAGGACCCAAGCCCUCGGCAUCAUUCACCGUCCCAUGCCAAACCAAGAACCUUUCACGCACAAGGCCCCCAAACGAACAGAGUCCAACGGCAUUAUGCACCGCCCAUCGAGCUGCCCCUUGCCUACACACAGAGCCACGCCCAAGCGCACCGAGUGUGA